AUGAAACGAGCCAUCCGCCUGGUAAAGACCCCCUGCAUAACGAGAGUUGGUACUUUGACGUUGCGGAUACCAAGCAGGGAAUCGGUCUUUGGAUCCGUUUGGGCCUCACCCCGGACCAGCCAGGGUCUUGGUAUACGGCAGUGCACUGUAUGCGGACCUGGCCGGCCUGCGGUCGCCGUGGUAGACUUUCAGGUCUCGGUUCAGGACGAUCUCACGAUCAACACUGACCGAAUAAACGCGACGCACACGGUGGAAUCGCCCCUCGCGAGAUAUCGAGUGAGCUUAACCGGCCAUGGCGAAUCCUUCGAUGACCCCGCAGCUCUUCUACGCGCUGAAACAUGCGGCAAACCCGUGUCCGUGGAAGUCGAUCUCACCUGGCACACUUCGGGGAUUCCGUAUCAAUGGCGCGUAGCAACCCGAUACGAAAUCCCGUGCACCGUGACGGGUACCAUCAAGAUAGGCGACGAGGUCACGACUAUUUCACACGCAGUCGGCCAACGCGACCACUCCUGGGGUCCGCGGGACUGGUGGGAUGCCGACUGGGCAUGGACAGCCUUCCACCUCGACGACGGCACACAUCUACACGGUGUCGAUUUUCGACCGAAGGGAAGCCCUAGACUUGGAAUCGGGUAUAUUCAGGGCAAAGACGUUCCUAUCGCUGAUCUGACGGAUGCGGUUAUCACGGAGGUGGAUGAGGAGCAUCUCAUUCGGGAAGCAGAGGUAACCUAUUCGUUUCCUGGGGGAGAGGACGUUGUGCUUCAUGUUAAGCCGUUGGGGUUUGGUCCCCUGCGCCUCGUGGCGGUGGAUGGGCGUGUUUCGUAUCUACCACGCUGCUUUGCAGAGGUGUGUACGAAGGAUGGUCGUAGGGGGGCCGGGUGGAUUGAAUGGAACCACGUUCAGGGUUGA
Molecule: messenger RNA, 906 nt
Organism: Monascus purpureus
Lineage: Eukaryota; Fungi; Ascomycota; Eurotiomycetes; Eurotiales; Aspergillaceae
Source: the annotation of a GenBank genome assembly